Molecule: messenger RNA, 1455 nt
Organism: Phytophthora sojae
Lineage: Eukaryota; Oomycota; Peronosporomycetes; Peronosporales; Peronosporaceae
Exons: 3
Coding region: 1-1455 (484 amino acids)
Cellular component (GO): membrane
Molecular function (GO): calcium ion binding
Source: RefSeq, a predicted model, not a curated record
AUGAUCUACUUUGGGUUCUUCGCGGCUGUGCUGUUCACUCACAUCCCCACCUCGCGGUUGUACGAGCAAGCCUACGCCGUCUCGUCGAUCCUAGCGACGUCCGGUGGCGACGCGAUCACCCCCAACUCUCCCAUUAAGUUCUUCAACAUUGGACAGCUCAGCGACGUCUUCGACUGGCUCAACACUGCGUUCGUACCUGCCGUAUUCGUGACCCAAGAUCAGAACGGGAAUGACCUCGCUUCGCAAGAUUACGCUCUACUCGGAGGCAAAAGUAAGGCGUUAGGCGGCGUUCUCAUUGAAGUGUACUCAUUGACCCCAGUCGACUGUGGCGCGGACGGGUCCCUCUUCCAAGUGUACCCGGUCUGUCACGUAUCCGAAGGACUUCCAAACGAAUACGGCUCGUACAUGCUAAUUCUGAGCCUCAAUGCGACCGAGGCGCUGCAAGGUCUCGCUGAGUGGAAGGCCCAGAAUUGGAUCGACAACACAACGGACAAGGUGGUGAUUUCCGUGCUGACCUACAACGGAGAGCUCGAAGGAUACGUGGUCACAGAGCUGACACUGAAGUUCCAUCAAGGCGGCUACAUCACUCCAACGGCGUCGACGCGACCAACCAUCUCGAUUCCUUACGGGAGGGAGAACUCGUAUGCGAGCGACGUCCUCUGGCGACGGAAGGAGAAGCGUCCGUCUCGACGCCAAAUGGCGGCUCGCUUGUUCGACCUGUACGUCGUGGAAGCUGCCAUGGGCGUCUUCUACAUCAUUUGGGCGAUCAUCGUGAGUCUGCUAGAGGACUACGACUUCCAAGAAUCGCUUUGGAAGCUCGCGGACCCAUUCGCCAUUGAAACGGAAGGAACCGAAGACGAUAUCAUCUCUCUCAACUACGUGAUCGACAACCUCAAGGCGAUCGCUCACUAUACUGCAGCUCUUCGCGUGGUAGGCGCCAUCGUGAUCGCUCUGCUCGGUCUGCAGAUUCUCAACCGAUUCCGGUUUCACCCACAGCUCAACAUCCUCACCCGCACUGUAGCCAACGCACUCAAGCAGUUCGGCGCGUUCUUCGUGGUGUUUAUUGUGAUCUUCACAACGUUCACCAUCAUCGGCUCGAUGAUCUUUGGUGACCGAGCCAAGGAGUUCUCCCGGCUGGACAACUCAAUGGCGUCCUGCAUCAACAUGCUCUUCGGCGAGUUCGACUUUGAGUCGAUCAAGGACCUCCAGUUCUCUGUCGCCUUCUACUGGAUCUACAUGAUCGUCGUGAGCAUCGUGCUGAUGAACAUGAUGCUCGCUAUCGUGCUUGACGCCUACGAACAAGUAAGCAGUGAAAGCUACAAGAAGUCGGCGAAUUUGACUCUCGCGAACCGCGUCAUUUCAAUUUGCUGGGACGUGGUGUGUGAGCACAUUGAAGAGGGCAUGGUCAUUGUGAAUGCUCUAAAAUCUGGCGAACCGACUUGCAAGGAAGAGUAG